AUGGUAUCCCCUUGCUGGCGGACAUGCGCACAUCAACGACGUUUUGCGCCGAUUCUGAUGGAGUUUCAAGGUCCACGCCGCCGGCAGGCAUACGUCCCUGCCCUACUGGAACACUACCAGGACAGUGUUGGACCACUGUCUUGCGCGGGGAAGAACCUUGACGCGCCGUCCGCGGCGCUUUUGAUGGCACUCCGGAGGGUCUGCGCUGCCGGCAGGCAAACGUCCCGCCCUACUUGCAACGCAGCCGGGACAGUCUUUGCUCAUCUUCCUCCUUUCCGCCUUGCUUCCGCCUCCUGCCCAGUCACUCCUUCAUCUCGCCCACCAAUCAACUCCGUCCUUGUUACCUUCACCCUUGUCUCUUCUGUUCUCACCCAUGGCUGGAUCGGUUCUGUUAGCGUUAGCGUGGGCGGCGCCAAGAAGCUCUUCAAAGGCAACGAGCCCACCGAGGAGCUGCCCAACGCUGCCUCCAGUGCCAUCCGCCAACAACCUCCCUGUUACCAAGUGGCCACCGUCGCUGCCGGUAGCAAGCUCGAUGUGUUCUGGCAGACGCUCACGGGCUCCGGCUUCUGGUUCCAUGAUGUUGGUCCCAUGAUGGCCUAUAUGGCGGACUGUGGCGGCAAUUGUGCUCAAUUUGACGCCAGCAAGGCCAAGUGGUUCAAAAUACAAGAACAGGGCAUGGAUGCGAGCGGUAAAUGGGCUCAGGCAAACCUUGACAAUGGCUCUCCAGCGACCGUAACCAUUCCGGCGAACCUCAAGGCGGGCAAUUAUCUCCUCCGACACGAAAUCAUCGCCCUCCACACUGCGCAGUCUCAAGGCGGUGCAGAGUUUUACCCUGGCUGUGUGCAGCUCAGUGUCACUGGCGCAGGCAAGGGUGUGCCAAGCGACAGCGAGACCGUCAAGCUUCCUAGCGCAUACAAACCGACUGACGCUGGGAUCCUCAUUGACGUCUAUAACAUGAAGGGCGCCUACAAAUUUCCAGGCCCAGCCGUGGCCUCUUUCAUUGGUGGUGGAUCUCCGGCCCCAGCACAGGGUGGCUCUGAUGAUAACACUACCGAGAAGCCGUCCUCCCCCGCCACCACAAAGAAGAGCACUUCCCCUCCUGCAAGCUCUACCACCAAGAAAGCUUCGUCUCCGGCUUCCUCUACCACGAGUGUCGCAUCCGCGGUACCGACGAAAUCUGGCUCAGCUUCCUGUCGGGCGAAACGUUCCCACCACCGCCGUCAAGAGGUUGUCGAUGUCCGCGAGGAAGUCCGUCGUUCCCGGGUUCGCCACAUGCAUCGGGCUGGCGUUGCCCGUUCCUUCUGA
Mycena indigotica is the source of this 1305-nucleotide messenger RNA. RefSeq lists its product as uncharacterized. The transcript has 7 exons. The record is from RefSeq and is a predicted model, not a curated record. Lineage: Eukaryota; Fungi; Basidiomycota; Agaricomycetes; Agaricales; Mycenaceae. Bases 1 to 1305 code for a protein of 434 amino acids.